This is a messenger RNA of Annulohypoxylon truncatum, 1749 nucleotides long. RefSeq names its product cytochrome P450. NCBI's taxonomy places the organism in Eukaryota, Fungi, Ascomycota, Sordariomycetes, Xylariales, Hypoxylaceae. Gene Ontology annotation, molecular function: monooxygenase activity; oxidoreductase activity, acting on paired donors, with incorporation or reduction of molecular oxygen; iron ion binding. Bases 65 to 1690 code for a protein of 541 amino acids. The transcript has 3 exons. The record is from RefSeq and is a predicted model, not a curated record.
AGGCAUUAGGUUUUGUAUAGUUGAGCUCGAUACCGACGAGAGUUCCCUCAAGUUUGGACCCAAGAUGCUCGUGCCUCUACUUGCUGCAGCCGCGGUGCUGGCCCUCUCCUUCUCCUACAGCAAGCUUCGCUAUAUUCGGUUCCGCCAAUAUGCGCAUUUUCCCCAACUUCCAAACUCACUAGUACUAGGCCAUCUCAAAGUAUUCGGGGAGUUCAUCAAACGCAACAAGCCCAAUGCUCACGAAGACCUAGCCAUAGUAGCUAUGAAUCGAGCGCUGGGCCGACCUCCUCUAAUGCUCAUCGAUAUGCGACCUAUUAGUAAACCAAUUGUAGUAGUAGGAGACUACGAGAUUGCUGAUCAGCUCACCAAGGCAUCGAAACUUUUCCCCACGAGCCCUCCCAAGUCUGCCAGUUCCGUAGAGCGUCUGCUACAUCUGAACGGCCCAACUUCCAUUCUUUUCCAGCAUGGUGAAGAAUGGAGGCGGCUUCGAAAAAAGUUCAACCCGGGGUUUGCGCCCCAGUAUCUGGUCACUUUCGUUCCAGAUAUCGUAGAAAAGGGCAUGAUUUUCCUAGAGCGUUUGGACGCCUUCUGCAAGACCGGGGAUGCCUUUCCACUGAUGGCCCUCACUACCCGGCUGACCUUUGACGUUAUUGGAAAGGUCGUCAUGGAAACGGACUUAGACGGCCAAUACGACGACAAAACCAAGAAGGGCGAGAUAGUAGAUCUAUUCGAGACUUUGCUCGACGCCUAUAACGGCGAUCGUGGUAACCUGCCAUGGUGGCUAAACAUUCGUAACGUCAAGCGACGAUCCGCGUUAGCAAACCGCAUCGCUAGCUUACUGCGAACUAUUGUGUACCGCAAGCACGUGGAGCUUCACGAAAAGGGGGCGGCCACUACCACUAGUAAUCCUCGCAGCGUUCUCUCCCUCGGACUGCGAGAUAUUGAAACUUUAACACCAAGCGUCGCGGACGAAAUAAGCGACCAACUCCGCACAUUUCUCUUCGCAGGACACGACACGACAAGCAUCCUGCUAUCAUGGGCAUUCUACGAGCUUUCCCGAACCCCCCACGCCCUUCGCACCAUCCGCGCCGAGCUAGACGACCUGCUCGGUCGCGACGCCAGCCCCGCCGCCGUGCGCGCCCGUCUGCUCGAGCAGGAGGACCUCGUGCAACGAAUGCCCUUCGUCUCGGCCGUGAUCAAGGAGACGCUGCGCCUGCACCCGCCGGGCGGCACCGCGCGCGAGAUCCCCGCCGGCUCCGGCUUCGCCGUCCGCACGCCCGACGGCGAGCAGCGGUGCCUCGACGGCCUGCUGGUCUACAACUGCCAGAGCAUCAUCCACAGGGACCCCAGGGUCUUCGGCGACACGGCCGAAGACUUCGUGCCCGAGCGCUGGCUGGACGACGACGCGAAGAUCCCGCCCGGCGCGUGGCGCCCGUUCGAGCGCGGCCCGCGGAAUUGCAUCGGCCUGGAGCUCGCCAACGUCGAAGCGCGUGUCAUCCUCGCGUUGGCGGUCCGCCGAUACGAUUUUGUUAAAGUGGGUCUGGGCGAGGUCGUCCUAGGUGAGGACGGCAGGCCGAGUUUGGAUAGUGCAAAGGCCCAAUACAAGGUGGCGGAGGAGCUAUAUACGACGAGACAAGUGACGUCAAAACCGGUCGAUGGGAUGAUGAUGAAGGUGAGGUUAGCGAAAUGACCAAUCGACCUGUGUAUUACCUAGUAGUUAAGGAGGCGGGGAUUUUAUACGUACCUAAG